This is a messenger RNA of Rana temporaria (common frog), 2097 nucleotides long. RefSeq names its product gastrula zinc finger protein XlCGF17.1-like. Lineage: Eukaryota; Metazoa; Chordata; Amphibia; Anura; Ranidae. Bases 891 to 1673 code for a protein of 260 amino acids. The transcript is spliced from 3 exons. The record is from RefSeq and is a predicted model, not a curated record.
GAAAUUGUCUGUCUGAUCAAAUGUCUCCGUUUUUUGUCUCUGAUUACAGCAGAGCUCCACCACAGUUCCUCCACCUCGCUGUGUGACACCCGAAAGCAACAAGAAGCAGAAGAUCCUGGAACUGGCCAACCGGAUCAUCGAGCUGCUGACAGGAGAGGUUCCUAUAAGGUGUCAGGAUGUCACUGUCUAUUUCUCCAUGGAGGAGUGGGAGUAUUUAGAAGGACACAAGGAUCUCUACAAGGACGUCAUGAUGGAGGAUCCCCACACCCUCCCGGAUCCGGGUGGACCUCCAACCAAAUAUGUGUCACCUGAAGAGUUCCAUAGCCGCCCCUCCAUAUACAGCAGGAGCUCUGGAAUUACCAGUCAUGGGGAAGAGAUGAACGUUCUCGAAGCGGAGGAGGUGCAGAGAACAUUGGUGAAGAACAUGGCGGAGGAUUCUCCACACACCGCACAAUAUUCCUUCACUGAAGAACUGCAUUCCCGUUGUGAAAGUCUUCUCGGCAUGGACAUUUAUCCACCAGCUACAUCGGAACUUAGUAAAAGAGGAACCCUACUCACCUGACCAUGGCAGUCCUACCACCGCCGGUCUUUUCACAACAGUCCCUACUCCUUCUUUCACAUGUGAUUAUGUUAAGGGGCCACCCCACUUAAGUGACGAGGAAGAACUUCCCAGCACUGAUGUCACCAUCCCGCUCGAUCCCGACGAGUACACGACUACCAUUGUGAAGGAGGAACCCUACUCGGGGGAAGAGGACCUUGACUCUGACGUGUAUACACCCAUCAAUCACAGACUUUAUACAUCUGGUGACAUUAAAGAGGAAGCUGGAUUAUUUGAGGAAGCAAAUCUUGGUGACUUUUACAGCGCAGCAGGUAACAGACAAUCCGAUUAUAUGUCUCAGAACUUUAGGGAGCAGUCUGGCUCUGCGUUUAGUGAUGGAAACUUAUCAGAUAAUAUCUACAUGCCGGCUCUGAGUACUUGUGAAGGAGGUUCUGCCAGUCAGCUGGCCUCCUGGGACACGGAGCCGCCACAGAUGGAUGGAAUCUCAUUAUCCUAUCAUAACUCUACAAGUGCCCCCGGGGCUCAGGCCUUGGGGGAGAAGUCCUUUGUAUGUUUAGAAUGUGGGAAGUGUUUUUCAUGCGGCCCCCAUCUAAUCCGCCACAAGCGGACCCACACUGGUGAGCGACCCUUCAAGUGUACAGAAUGCGGCAAAUUCUUUUCCAGCAGCUCCAACCUUCUCAUGCACCAGAGGACUCACACAGGAGAAAAACCCUUCGCCUGCCACCAGUGUGGGAAACGUUUUGCCCGAAACCCCCACCUGGUUCGCCACCUCCGAAUUCACACCGGAGAGAAACCAUUCGAGUGCGCCGAGUGUGGCAGGAGGUUUAACCAGGACUCCAACCUUCUCAAACAUCAACGCACACACUCGGGAGAGCGGCCAUUCAUGUGCUUGGACUGCGGCAAGUUCUUCACCAGCAACCCCCAUCUACUCCGACAUCGACGUGUCCACACUGGGGAGAAACCGUUCUCCUGUCCAGAGUGUGGGAAAUGUUUCUCCAACAGCUCCAAUCUCAUCACACACCGCAGAACUCACCUUUCCCUCCGACUGCUAGAAGAGCUUCCUAACCAAAGGAAAGCCCAACUACAGCGGACAAGACCGGACCAGCCCCUCUAGAAUCAUUGCCCAACCACCAGACUGGCCCCUCUAGAAUCAUUGCCCAACCACCAGACUGGCCCCACUAGAAGCAUUGCCCAACCACCAGAUUGGCCCCUCUAGAAGCAUUGCCCAACCACCAGACUGGCCCCACUAGAAGCAUUGCCCAACCACCAGAUUGGCCCCUCUAGAAGCAUUGCCCAACCACCAGACUGGCCCCACUAGAAUCAUUGUCCAACCACCAGACCAGGACCCGACCAGCCCCUCUAGAUUCAUUGCCCAACCAUCAGACCAGUCAUACAGCAGACAGGACCGGACCAGCCCCUCUAGAAUCAUUGCCCAACCAUCAGACCGGCCCCUCUAGAAUCAUUGCCCAACCACCAGAUUGGCCCCUCUAGAAUCAUUGCCCAACCAUUAGAAUGGCCCCUCUAGAAGCAUUGCCCAA